Rangifer tarandus platyrhynchus (Svalbard reindeer) is the source of this 303-nucleotide messenger RNA. The record is from the annotation of a GenBank genome assembly. Lineage: Eukaryota; Metazoa; Chordata; Mammalia; Artiodactyla; Cervidae.
AUGACACAGAUGCAAAAUUUCCCAAAAAGUUCUUUUCUGAAUUUGGAGCUACUUUGGAGAAGGAUCAAAUUUAAAAGAGCUUCCAGAGAAAUCUGGUUGGAAGAAGAGGUGGCAGUGUUCCAGGAGAGCCAGGCUCGGUACACAAGCGCCUCUCAAGCUCCUGUUUGCAUCGCAUUUGCGGAGGCCCUGCUGACCACAGAGAGUCACACAGACAACCCUGAUGUGGGAGGGGCUGCACAAAGGCGGAUAUCAGGAGCUGUGCCACCUGGCUUGCAGGAUCUCAGUUCCCUGACCAGGGUCUGA